AUGUUACAGUAUGCGCAUGGUACAGACAACAGUAUUGCUGGUAGCACACCCCACUCCUUCGACGGAACGGAAAGUCCAAUACCCGCCGAAACUGACGAAGAUGUUGCUUUACCGCCAACUCCGACUGGAAGGUGCUCUCCGCGUCUUGAGGUGAUUUUUUUUCUGGAACGGUUUGAAGCUUACUUUAAAAGGAAAGCUGCGGGUGUUGAUUUAAAUUUGAUGAUAAAGAAGAGGCGAGAUUUUGAGAAUCCUUCAAUGUAUGAACAACUAAUAGAGAAGUUUCAUGUGGAUGAACUUGGUUCAAAUUUCAACCCCCGUGUUUUUGAUCCUCAUGGAUUUUCUGAGGACUGCUUUUACGAUUCGAUAGGUGAUCUAUAA
Molecule: messenger RNA, 378 nt
Organism: Enterobius vermicularis (human pinworm)
Lineage: Eukaryota; Metazoa; Nematoda; Chromadorea; Rhabditida; Oxyuridae
Source: the annotation of a GenBank genome assembly